This is a messenger RNA of Penicillium verhagenii, 585 nucleotides long. RefSeq lists its product as uncharacterized. The record is from RefSeq and is a predicted model, not a curated record. The transcript has a single exon. Bases 1 to 585 code for a protein of 194 amino acids. Lineage: Eukaryota; Fungi; Ascomycota; Eurotiomycetes; Eurotiales; Aspergillaceae.
AUGAGUGCCCAGAAAGCGACGAUUUGUCAGACUGGGGGUAUCUCGACCAAGCCAGCGUCUACCACUAACACCAAAAACCUCAGUGAUAACGGCCUUACUCGCGAUCCAGAUAUUCCUCAUGCGGGAGAGCCAUCCCGGAAAAAAGCGAAGCGCGAUGCAGAUCGCGCAUUGUUGCAUUUGAUGGAAGAGUCACUCCAGGAGUGUCAGGUACGCGCCGAAAUGGACCGCAUGCUUAAAGAGGGUCGGAAGCGUUACGAAAAGAUACGAAAGGAGGAAGAGACCAACCGUCAAUUGCGUGAGAUGCUUUAUCAAUCACAGCGAGAGUUACACCGGCAGCAAGAGAGGGCAAACCGAGAAAAUCUUCUAUUCCGAGCUUAUACCGCAGAAUUCCAAAAUAACACUUACGACGAAGACAUAGAGGCAGAUGAACGUUUCAUGCGGGGCAUGAUGCCAGACCUAGUGGAAACUGACGAAGAAGAUUUCGAGGUGGAAGAGGAAUCAGAAUAUUCGGACUACUUUGAAGAGGAGACUGAAUCUGAUUACGAGUCGGAUGGUGAAGAUGAAUCAGACCGGGACGACGAUUGA